This is a messenger RNA of Meleagris gallopavo (turkey), 3916 nucleotides long. The record is from RefSeq and is a predicted model, not a curated record. Lineage: Eukaryota; Metazoa; Chordata; Aves; Galliformes; Phasianidae.
UUCAAAAUGCAAUGUAAUUAAUGAAUGAAAAUCAUAACUUAAAUACAAAGACAUUGCCCUCAGCUGAACAGGUCUUAAUGCUGCAGAUUGCUGGAACUGUGCUGAGGAAAUAUUGUUUUGUAAUUGCUUUAUAUUUGCUUUAUUAUUCUUUAAUAUGCCUUUAGUCACCAUUACAACCGGAGUGCUGACUCACUACAGCAAUUCUUGUAUAUACCUGAUAAAGAAAAUACGUUGUAUUUUCUUGUUCUUAUUUUCAGCAAUGUUCACGUCUUAAAGCCUUUCUUGUUUGCAUAAGCAGAUGUUUGUUAAGCCAACUAAACUAAAAAUAAAUGCGUUCAUCUUUUUGCAGUGGUUUAGAUGAAUGUGUUUAAAAUCACAACCUUUUUAAAGUUGUAAAGGAUCCAUUCUGUCUUUUACGUUGCUCUCAAGCCUUGGCUUCAUUCUUUCUUUCCCAUAUCACCACUUUUUUAUUUCUCUCGAAAUGGUGUGCUCAUCUGUCAAAUGAAGUGUCUGCUUGAAUUAUGGAGAUUAGCAAUGAAGUGCUGCAAAAAACAAGUGAUACUCUAAAAUCAAGGCAGCUGUAUUAUUUGUACAUUGGCUUUUAUUCAGCUAGCUGUGCUGUUUUUCUACUGACUUGAAAAUUGCUGUAACCUUGUAAUACUGUAACUUGAGAAUUUUUUACAGCAUUUAAAAUGUUACUGAUAAUAAGAUGAAAAGUAUCUCCUUUUAUUUGGAGUAAGCAUCUUGAAAUAUUGUUUGGGACAUUUCGAUUUCUGAUACUAAGAAUGCUUGUCUAAAAGUUCUCCCUUCUCCACUCUGCAAGCUUGUCCCUUCCUCUGUCAGUACAAAAACUCAACUGCAUACAGAGUGCAGCUCCCUGGGUUCUUUUCAGCUUUUGUUAGGUACCAGAGCACACUUUUGCCCUGUCUUGUUAGAUGAGUUUUCUGCAUUCUGUUUAGUUGCCACAUUCCAUGUUCCAUGCCAGCAGAGACGUGGUGCUACCUAUAUAAAAUGAUGAAUAUGAAAUGUAAGUAAAUCCACAUGAAAGAUGUGAACAAUCCUUUUCAAAGUUUUAAUGGAUACAGCACAGUGAGAGUUACAAAAAUGAGAAGGAAAGUGAAAAUGCCUGAAUUUCAGUUCUUCUGUUACCCACUUGAUGUGACGUAAAUUCCUCUUGGAAGACUACAGGAUGUCUCUACAGCACCAGCUUUCAGUUUUAACUCUUACCUGUUGCAGAAUGUGGCAGGACAUUUCAGCUAUCAGUGUGCUUGGGACUGUAUCUGUAGACAUUACUUGCUGAGGUAAAAAUGGUUGAAGGCGUUAGUGGUGCAGUCAGUAGAGGACAGACUGUAUUUUAGAUUUUUGUUCCAAUCCUUUUCUUGGCCAUAGUCCGAGCUGCUGCAGUACAAUUUUUAAUGGAAAAUCAUUUCAUGUCUGGGCAUCUGCUGUUCCUGCUUUGGCUGUACUGGAAAACCAUAUGUUCAAUUUGACUGGAGCUUUCUUUGAUGUUGCUAAUAUCUGUGUUUUUGGUCAUCUUCACCUUGUGUGGUGUUUCAAGGAUUCACGUUAAUAUGUAGCAAAUCUUAGUCACUUCUGGCUGCAAUAAUAGGUAUUGCUGCUAGUCAUUUUGAUUGAGAUACAAAGUAUAGAUGUCACUCAUAAAUUGGUUGAAUCUCAAAUGUCUUACGUGUCAUUAAAUUGUUACUGCUGCAGAAAAUAGAUGUUAUAAUGGAGAAAGUUUUAAAAACACAAAGUUUUGGUACGAGAUCAAUCAAGUUUUAUGAGUGUUUUUGACAGUCUAUUCUGUUGCCUUGGUUUGUUCUGUACUAGCUGUUCCUACAAAAAUGAUUUAAUGGAGAAGCUGAAUUAUCACAAUAAAAAGGUAUUUGAAAUUUAAUUAUCUUAUUUUAAUAGCAGGUUCCUCACCUAGCUCCAGUAGCAGCUCCUCUGUUAAUCCCAUGGCUUCUCUUGGAGCAUUGCAGACACUGGCAGGGGCUACAGCAGGCCUGAAUGUUAGCUCUCUAGCAGGCAUGGCAGCUUUAAAUGGAGGACUUGGCAGUGGUGGUCUGUCAAAUGGGACAGGUAGCACAAUGGAAGCUCUCACACAGGCUUAUUCUGGAAUCCAGCAAUACGCUGCUGCUGCAUUGCCCACACUCUAUAACCAGAGUCUUUUAACACAACAGAGUAUUGGUGCAGCAGGAAGUCAAAAAGAAGGUCCAGAGGGAGCCAAUCUGUUUAUCUACCAUCUCCCCCAGGAGUUUGGGGAUCAGGAUCUGCUGCAGAUGUUUAUGCCAUUUGGAAAUGUUGUCUCUGCCAAGGUUUUCAUUGAUAAGCAGACCAAUCUAAGCAAGUGUUUUGGUUUUGUAAGUUAUGACAAUCCUGUCUCUGCACAGGCUGCCAUUCAGUCAAUGAACGGCUUUCAGAUUGGCAUGAAGCGUCUGAAAGUACAGCUCAAGCGCUCUAAGAAUGACAGCAAGCCAUACUGAGCGCCCCUCCCCUCCGGGACUGGAGUGAGAAGGAUCUUUUGGUAAGUUGGAGAGGAGCGCACUUAGUGAUUCGAAGCCCUAAGGCUGUGUUUUUACAGUCCUGGAAGCUGAUCCAUGCCGUUCUAUCUGGCACGUCUUCCCCUGAAGACUCGGCUGCAGCCUCUACUGAGAAUCCUGCUUCGAAUGAAGGACAAGUUUGUGCUUUUGUUUCCAGUGUUUUACUUUGGAGUUUAGGUGCCAUAUCGCUGAGGUUUUUUUUUUUGUUUGUUUUUUUUGUUUUGUUGUUGUUUUUUUUUUCCCUUAUUUAAGUUUGCUGUGUUUGUAACCAGUGUGUGUUGAGAAGGACCAAUGCCAGCUCCUUAGGGGUGGGGAGGUAGGGCAAAGGGAGCCGCAGAAUCUGAAACCACACUGCCUUGGGGUAGAGAAAAGAAGGGGAAGCAAAACUGACACCACACUGCCAUGGGGAGAGGAGAAGGGAAAGCAGAAAUAACACUGAACAGCUGAUGGAAACAAAGAUGGGGAAGGAAAACUGAGUUUAUCUAAGUUUGGGUGAGCAAAGAACCAACUCCAAGUAGCCUUUGUCAUGCCACACCCACUCUUUGAUGCUUCCUUAACUGUAUGCCAUGGUGAGGAAUUAGUAAAUCAUCUCUAAAGCAGAAGACAGGCUGGAAGGGUGAACACAUUAACGAGCCAAAGGAAAACUGCAGUGGUUUUUUGUUUGCUGUAUAUGAAAUAGUGUGUAUGUAGCACUGUGAAUGUACACAGCACUUUAUAAAAUUAGAUAAUGUCUGCCCAGAAAAUUUCACUAUUUACCGCUGAAUGUUAAUGAGAUGCAGUGGAUUUCACCAUUUUUAAGAGAACUUACCCUUUAACUUGGUUUAGAGAGACAUUACUUAGAGUCUGGAUGAAUAUGUCUGAGGCUGGAAACAGGAAAUUUUCAAUCUCUGAUAACCUGCAGAAUUUUUUCGACAGUUUUUUUUUUUCCUAACAAUUCAUUACAUUCUCCAUUUCUAUGGAGUAAUGUCCUUUUCUCAGAGUAUUACUUUGAAUUCAUUCUGAUAAGCGUAAUAUGUGCUGUUUGUUUCUCUGUUAAAAUAACUGUUAAAUUGAGAUACAAAGCACGGAGUUACCCUGAAACAGCUCUUGAAGCUCCUGCUUUAUACGUAUAGGAUUUGCUUUCUUGGUCUUUCUGUUCCAAAGAUAAUUACCUAUUUAAAAAAAUAAUAAUCUAAUUUGUGCGGUGAUAUAGUCUAGUAGAUGGGUAUUCUUUAUACUGCAGUUUUCCUUUAAGGUGGUGUGUACCAGUGCAUAGCAGGGCUAACACACUUCCAAAGCAGAGCAUUGAGCCAUUCAGUCUUACUCCACGUUUUGGUCCAUUAUCUUUUAUACUGAAGGAAAAUUAAACACAACCCUUCAAUCAGCACACUUUU